AUGGAUCACGAUCUCAUCCCCGACGAGGAGUCCGUUUACAGAAUGCCGAAGCACCCCUCCCACCGCGCGCUCCCGGGCGUCUGCCUUCCCCUCUCCCACGCCUCCUCCUCCUCUGGCCCCACCUGUCUCAGCUACCGCCCCUGCUCUUGCCUCCCUUCAUCAUCUUCGUCGUCUUCAUCCUCCUCCUUCUCCUCUCUCUCCUCUUCCUUAGAUCCCCAGUUUCCCGCCAGAUCCAGCGUCUCCGGCGCGGUCGGCCGCGUCUCGGCCCUCAUCGACAGAGAGCCGGCGUUUCAACGGUCGAGAUCGGUCGCGGUUCCGCUCGUACGGAUGAGACCGGAGGAGGAGGACGAGGGGAGGUCGGAGAAGGGGAGGAAAUGGGGGAGGAUCUGGGGAUUCUUGAAGACGAAGGAGAAGGAGGAGGCCGAGAAGAUCGAGAAGCUGCCGAGGUCGAGAUCCGUCGGGGUUCCGAUCUUGAAGGGGAGGAAGUGGAGUUUUCCGAGCCCGAUGAGGGUUUUCCGAUCGAAGAAGACGGCCAAAGUCGUUCAAGAACGGUCGCCGUCGUCGAUUUUAAGGUAGAGGAAUUGGAAUUUUUUGCCCCCUUGACUUCGAUGUUAUUAUUUGUAAAUAAUAUUAUGUUUUUUUUCGGGGGGUAAAUUACGGGAUCAGUGUGUGUGAUAGGAUUCUUUAGAUCUUUUCUCUUUAGUCAGUUAAUUUGUAUAAAUUGGCUGAUAUUAUUCCUAA
This is a messenger RNA of Asparagus officinalis (garden asparagus), 741 nucleotides long. RefSeq lists its product as uncharacterized. The coding region runs from base 1 to 576 and encodes 191 amino acids. The transcript has a single exon. Lineage: Eukaryota; Viridiplantae; Streptophyta; Magnoliopsida; Asparagales; Asparagaceae. The record is from RefSeq and is a predicted model, not a curated record.